This is a messenger RNA of Trichomonas vaginalis G3, 825 nucleotides long. Its product is annotated as KilA, N-terminal/APSES-type HTH, DNA-binding family. The transcript has a single exon. Bases 1 to 825 code for a protein of 274 amino acids. Lineage: Eukaryota; Parabasalia; Trichomonadida; Trichomonadidae. The record is from RefSeq and is a predicted model, not a curated record.
AUGUCAACAUCAGAGAACACAACAACUGCUAUCGUUCAUGAAGCCAUAAAUGAAGAAUAUGAGUACAUACAGUUUAACAAACAACUUCGUCUCAUUCGUUCGGUCAAAGACGAUAUGUACCAAAUGCAAAGUAUUUUGACAGCAUGUUUUGCUCCAGAUACUAAACACGCAGACGACUGGUUCAAAAACCAAAGCACACAAGAACUUUUGAGUGAAAUUUCUCUAGACCGAGAAUUCUCGGUCUUGCAUAAAACACAUGAAAAUCGUAAAAAUUUGCCAAUAAAUUUAAGAGGUUGGUAUGUACAUAGACUUCUCGUAAAUAAUGUGGCACAAUGGGCUUCAGCUCGCUAUUCAUGGUAUGUUUGUAAACUUCUUGACGAAAUUCAUAGACAAGAACGUGAAGAGAUGGAAAAGAAACUUCAAGCAAAAGAUGAAGUCAUUGAAUCCAAAGACAAAAGCAUACAGAAAAGAAUACCGCGUUCAGUACCAAAAGGAAAGGAAAAGAGUUAUAAGUAUAUGAUAUAUACUGAAGAGUUGGAGAAAGAAGAAGACAGAGAUAUGGUUAUGUUGCAUUUAGUCAGAAGAAACAACAAAAGCUUUUAUGACCUUGCUAAGAUUUACAAAUCUGACAGAAACUGGUUCUAUCGUGAAAACUUACCGAUUUCAAUGACACCGAAUGAGCAAAUAAAGGAAAUUGUCAAAAGUACUCUUCCUCAAACACACUAUGACAUCAAAGGUUGCACAAUACUUACAUUCAAAGAAGACUUACCAUUACUGAAGGAAAAAAUAACAGAAUAUUUCGAUAACUUCAAAGAGGAAGAAUAA